Aphanomyces invadans is the source of this 498-nucleotide messenger RNA. RefSeq lists its product as hypothetical. The record is from RefSeq and is a predicted model, not a curated record. The transcript has a single exon. The coding region runs from base 28 to 429 and encodes 133 amino acids. Lineage: Eukaryota; Oomycota; Saprolegniomycetes; Saprolegniales; Verrucalvaceae.
UGGUUGGUCCGACAUAUUCCAAGUGAGAUGAGCGCUGCGAUGACGAUGCUCGGAGGGCUGUGGCGCCGUCAAGGCGUGCGAGUGAUGUCGACGUGGAAUAAGAAGAUGUUCACGGUGAAGGACCAGCAACACAUUUUGCAAGUGGUGCAGUCCGUGUCCGAGUCGCACGGCGCCGGUGUGAAUGUCACGGAAGUGUUGUCCAAGUUUGUCGUGCCAUCUACGUCGCCGUUCCCCACGGAAUUGCACGGCAUCCAGUUCCCUUUGGAAGAAUUGCGAACGGCAUAUGUCCGUGGCCACCUGGAAGAUGAAUUUGUGCAUCACAUGGACGAAUUCGGCAUCGUGUGGGUCGAGGAUGACGGCGAGGAGUUCGUUGAGGAGCCCAAGUCGACCCCGAAGAAGUCCAAGAAGAACAAGAAGCGUACCAAGUAGGACAAUCCAUGGUCGAUAUCAUACUAAGUAAAACCAAAACCACAACAAGCUGGCUGCAUAACUCUUGGC